AUGCUCCGCGGCCAGACACUCCCCUGGAGAGCCGCGCUCCACCAAACGCCGCGUCCUAUAAUCCUCCGCCCCCUGCUCUCUUCUCCCAGACACAAUGUCAGUGCUCGUUCAAUUUUGAAUGCCGCCCGAGCUGGCCGUAUCCUUCCAUCCUCUCGACCUUUCUCCUCGAGCUCGAUCCGUCUGAAAGAGAAGCCCCCACAAAGUGAUGACAAGGAGGACACAACGCAAAAAGAGCAGAAGGAUACCAAGGAGGAGAAGGACUCUGUACGGCGCUCAGAUGCUCGACGAAAGGCGACCGAUCCCUCCAGCAGGCAGGGAUCGUCACUAGAACCCGGAGCUCCGACAUCGGGGACGUGGCGGCGGAAAGAGAAGGCGGCGAUGGACAAGGAGCAACGCGGCUUGGAAGAGGAGUCGAAAAAGAGCGGCAAAUCGGCAGAGGGCAAAGGAAGCUCUUCCGACGAACCCACCCCCAUACCUGUCAGUGGUGGCUCCUCGGACUCCAAGCCUAGCGGCGCCAGUAACGGCGACAGUGAGGAUGGCGGCAAGAAGGGCAAGAAGGGCAGUAAUGAGAAGGCUUUACAGAAACCAGUGGUCCCAGACAUCUAUCCUCAGGUCAUGGCUAUUCCCAUCGCGAAGCGACCACUCUACCCGGGUUUCUACAAAGCUAUCACCAUCAAGGACCCCAACGUUGCCAGCGCCAUCCAGGAGAUGAUGAAGCGUGGCCAACCUUAUGUGGGCGCCUUCCUGUUCAAGGAUGAGAAUGCGGAUGGAGAUAUAAUCGAAAACCUCGAAGAUGUCUAUGACGUCGGUGUCUUCGCACAGAUUACCGCAGCCUAUCCUCUCCGUGGCGACACGGGCGGUGUGACAGCCGUCCUUUACCCCCACCGUCGUAUCAAGAUCUCCUCCCUCAUUCCCCCCAACGAUGCGAAGUCAGGCACAGCAGAGGAAAAGGUUCAGGAAAAGCGUGGAGAUGUCGUGGCCAGUUUCGAGGAGGGUAGUGCGGAAGUCGCCCCCAAGGACCACUACGAACCAACCUCCUUUCUGCGAAAGUACCUUGUCAGCCUUGUCAAUGUCGAGAAUAUGGCCGAGCAGGCCUACGACAAGAAAAGCGCCAUCAUUCGCGCCGUGACCAGCGAAAUCGUCAACGUUUGCAAGGAAAUCGCUAGCCUGAACCCUCUAUUCCGUGAUCAAAUCUCUGCCUUUUACACCGAUCAAUUUCCCGGAAAUUUGAGUGACGAUCCCGCCAAAUUAGCCGAUUUCGCUGCCGCCGUCUCUGCCGGUGAACUCAACGAAAUGCAAGAGGUCCUGGAGCUAAUGGACAUCGAAGAACGACUUCCCAAGGCUCUCGUUGUCUUGAAGAAAGAGCUCAUGAAUGCUCAACUCCAGUCGAAGAUCUCUAAGGAUGUCGAGGCCAAGAUUCAGAAGCGACAACGUGAGUACUGGCUCAUGGAGCAGAUGAAGGGCAUCAAGAGGGAGUUGGGCAUCGAGUCUGAUGGUAAAGACAAGCUGGUUGAGAAGUUCAAGGAUAAGGCGGAGAAGCUCGCAAUGCCGGAGGCCAUCAAGAAAGUGUUCGACGAGGAACUCAAUAAGCUGGCUCACCUGGAGCCUGCUGCAUCCGAGUUCAACGUGACGCGGAACUACCUGGAUUGGUUGACUCAGAUCCCAUGGGGUCAGAAGAGCGUGGAGAAUUUCAGUAUCAAGAACGCGAUGACCGUCCUUGAUGAAGAUCACCACGGUCUCAAGGACGUCAAAGACCGCAUUCUCGAGUUCAUUGCCGUUGGAAAGCUCCGCGGAACUGUCGAGGGCAAGAUCCUCUGUCUGGUGGGACCACCAGGUGUAGGUAAGACCAGCAUUGGAAAGUCCAUUGCACGUGCCUUGAACAGGCAGUACUACCGUUUCUCUGUUGGUGGCUUGACAGAUGUUGCUGAGGUCAAGGGACACCGUAGGACUUAUGUUGGCGCACUUCCUGGCCGUAUCAUUCAGGCCCUCAAGAAAUGCCAGACCGAAAAUCCUCUGAUUUUGAUCGAUGAGAUCGACAAGAUCGGCCAUGGUCACCAAGGUGAUCCCUCUUCAGCUCUGCUCGAACUCCUCGAUCCCGAGCAGAACUCUUCAUUCCUGGAUCACUACAUGGAUGUCCCAGUGGACUUGUCUAAGGUUCUUUUCGUCUGUACCGCAAACAUCACCGACACCAUCCCUCGGCCUCUCCUGGAUCGCAUGGAGUUGAUUGAGCUCUCCGGCUACGUUGCGGAUGAGAAGAUGGCUAUCGCCCAACGCUACCUUGCACCUGCUGCGAAAGAACUGACGGGUCUGAAAGAGGUUGACGUUACCUUGACCGAGGACGCAGUUGAGGAGCUUAUCAAGUCAUAUUGCCGUGAAAGUGGCGUACGUAACUUGAAGAAGCAGAUCGAGAAAGUCUACCGCAAGGCCGCCUUCAACAUCGUCCGUGACCUGGGAGAGGAUGUCCUCGCCGAAGAAAAAGCAAUCACAGACGAGGGUAAGGCCGCGCAAGCGGAAGCGCAGAAGGAGGCUGAGUCGACUGAUUCCGCAAGCGCUUCUGUUGACUCGGAGAAGCCCACCACGGAAACACCCCGAGUUGCGUUGAAGGUCCCUGAGCAUGUUCGUGUCAGCAUCGACAAGGACAGCUUGACUGACUACGUUGGCCCUCCCGUCUUCAGGGCUGACCGUCUGUAUGAGACUUUCCCGGCUGGUGUCACCAUGGGUCUCGCCUGGACCAGCAUGGGCGGUGCCGCUCUAUAUGUCGAAUCCAUCCUCGAGAACGCUCUGUCGCCCGAGUCCCGGCCUGGUAUCGACAUUACCGGUAACCUACAAAACGUCAUGAAAGAGUCUAGCCAGAUCGCAUACUCGUUCGCCAAGUCUGUGAUGGCGAAGCAGUUCCCUGAGAAUCGAUUCUUCGAGAAGGCCAAGUUGCACAUGCACUGUCCUGAAGGUGCAGUGCCCAAGGAUGGACCGUCUGCCGGUAUCACAAUGGCGACGUCUUUGUUGUCCCUGGCUUUGAACCACCCCCUGGACCCGACCAUCGCCAUGACCGGUGAACUCACGGUCACCGGUAAGGUCUUGCGCAUCGGAGGACUACGGGAGAAGACGGUGGCCGCUCGCCGUGCCGGAGCUAAGAAGAUCAUCUUCCCUGCGGACAACAUGUCCGACUGGUUGGAACUGCCCGAGAAUAUCAAAAAGGGUAUUGAAGGCCAUGCAGUUGGAUGGUACUCAGAAGUCUUCGACAUCUUAUUCGCCGAUCUUGACAAGACCACUGCCAACCAGAUUUGGCAGAAGGAGCUUGCGGCCAAGCCGAAGAAGAAGUCCCAGGCGACCGAGGAGGAUGAGUGA
This is a messenger RNA of Aspergillus japonicus CBS 114.51, 3345 nucleotides long. Its product is annotated as endopeptidase La. Gene Ontology annotation, molecular function: serine-type endopeptidase activity; single-stranded DNA binding; ATP hydrolysis activity. The coding region runs from base 1 to 3345 and encodes 1114 amino acids. Gene Ontology annotation, biological process: mitochondrion organization; chaperone-mediated protein complex assembly; protein catabolic process. The record is from RefSeq and is a predicted model, not a curated record. The transcript has 2 exons. Lineage: Eukaryota; Fungi; Ascomycota; Eurotiomycetes; Eurotiales; Aspergillaceae. Gene Ontology annotation, cellular component: mitochondrial matrix.